This is a messenger RNA of Eremomyces bilateralis CBS 781.70, 1777 nucleotides long. Its product is annotated as cytochrome P450. Gene Ontology annotation, molecular function: oxidoreductase activity, acting on paired donors, with incorporation or reduction of molecular oxygen; iron ion binding; heme binding. The coding region runs from base 1 to 1407 and encodes 468 amino acids. The record is from RefSeq and is a predicted model, not a curated record. NCBI's taxonomy places the organism in Eukaryota, Fungi, Ascomycota, Dothideomycetes, Eremomycetales, Eremomycetaceae. The transcript is spliced from 3 exons.
AUGGCUUCUCAACCAAUUCCGCAACCACCCGGUGUGCCCAUUCUUGGGAACAUCUUUGACAUAGACCCGAAUAACACUUGGGUCUCGCUCAAGACUCUGGCGGACAAGUAUGGCGAGAUAUUCAAGAUCAAAGCUCUUGGACAUCAGAUCGUCUUCAUCUGCUCCGCUUCUCUCCUCGAAGAGGUCUGCGAUGAGACACGUUUUCGGAAAUGCGUCACCGGUCCUAUUGUGGAAAUUCGAUAUUCCGUCAAUGAUUCCCUCUUCACCGCGUACGACCAUGAACCCAGCUGGGGUAUCGCGCAUAGAAUCAUGGCGCCGGGGCUUUCCACAUCGGCGAUCCGAGGACAGGUUCCAAUCAUGCAAGAGGUUGCGGAACAGCUAACGGCGAAAUGGGCGGGCUCUGAGGAAAUGCCGGAAGGCGGUCGUCAGUUCAGCGUCGUGGAUGGCCUCCGGCGAUUGAAUAUUCAGUCCACCGUCAAGUGCCUCUUCAGUCAAGAUAUCUCCUGCUUAGAGGGAGUAGAGCCUCCCGUCAUCGGCGCGAUGGAAGGUGCGACUCAAGAGGCGGUAAAGCGUCCCACAAGGCCGAAACUACUAAACUCUUUGCUGUAUCAGCGAAAGUUCGAGGCGUACACGAAAACAAUGCGAGAUUUUGCGGCCGAGAUUGUGCUUAAGCGGCAGUCCCAACAUACCACUGGGGACAUGCUCGACGCUUUGCUGCAUAGAAAGGACCCAGAAACGGGCAAAGGCCUUACUGAACGGGAGAUCAUUGACGAGAUUGUGUCCUUACUAAUCGGCAGCGUCACCGCUCCUAACUUUCUCGCAUUCGCCCUCUACUACCUCCUAAGGAACCCGCGAGAGCUCAAAAUUGCACAGGAGGAAAUCGACUCGGUCUUUCCCAACGGCGAGCGGAUGACCCAUGAGCAUUUCGCACGGUUGCCGUACUGCGAAGCCAUCCUUCGAGAAUCGAUGCGUCUGUCGACGCCAGCUCCGGGGUUCAACAUCGAGCCUCUGCCGUCCGAACACAACAGAGGCCCAAUCCAGCUGGCAGGCGGAAAGUACGAGAUCCCGGCGAACCAGCCGAUGAUCUCGGUUCUCGCCGCUGUCAACCGGGAUCCAGUCGUGUUUGCUGACCCCGAGGUAUUCCGACCCGAGCGAAUGCUCGGGGUCGCGUACGGAAGGAUCCCUGAAGGGGUGAAGAAAGGAUUCGGGAACGGGAAGCGGCAAUGCAUCGGGAAGUCGUACGCUUGGCAGUGGUCGGUCGUGACGUUGGUCACCAUUCUGAGAGACGUCGAUCUGAAUAUCGCGGAUCCUGGCUACCAACUGAAGAUGGAUGGUGCGUUUAGUUUGAAACCAGUGGGCUUCUUUGCAGUGGCUUCCCACAGAGCGAGGGCGCCUCGAUUGACCUAACUGCGCUGUACCUGGUUUCAAAAGGUAAUCACUGGUGGCUGAAUCAGUGCGAUCAAAUGCUUGGAAGUCUAAAUUGUAUCGAUGACCCCUGCUUUCAGCAAUACCUAGGCAAGCGAAUUUCUUCGGUUCAUAAUGCAAAGGCUGAAGGGAACUUAAUCUAAGGACAGUUGAUGGGAACGACACAAAAUACGCCGUGCUUAUGAGAACUGUACACGCAACAGAAGAUAUCAUUGGAAACAACUUCCCAAGGCCGAAAGCGCCACGUUUCCACUCGCUGCAACUGUCUAUAAAGGCAGUGGACUAGACAGUUUUGAUGUGAUGCUCGACUUCAUUAGAAAAGAUGAACAAGAACUGGAUAGACAGAACGAGC